Messenger RNA from Scleropages formosus (Asian bonytongue), 4180 nucleotides. It is a transcript of the gene carm1, whose product is annotated as coactivator-associated arginine methyltransferase 1. NCBI's taxonomy places the organism in Eukaryota, Metazoa, Chordata, Actinopteri, Osteoglossiformes, Osteoglossidae. Gene Ontology annotation, biological process: chromatin remodeling; peptidyl-arginine methylation, to asymmetrical-dimethyl arginine. The transcript has 16 exons. Bases 81 to 1823 code for a protein of 580 amino acids. Gene Ontology annotation, molecular function: histone H3R2 methyltransferase activity. The record is from RefSeq and is a predicted model, not a curated record.
UCCCCGCUCCGACGCGCGAGUGCUGCUGCGUGAGACUGGAGAACGUGCGCGGUGCGCGCUGCUCAUACACCACAGCGAAGAUGGCGGUGUCCCUGUUCUCCGGCGUGCGGCUGCUCUCGAUCGGGGACGCGAACGGGGACAUUCAGCGGCACUCGGAGCAGCAGCCCCUGCGGCUCGAGGUGAAGACCACGCAGGACGCGGCCCUGCUGAGCCUCUCCACCGCUGAGGAGACGUGUGUGUUCAAGUGCUCUGUUACACGGGAAACAGAAUGUAGCCGUGUGGCCAAGCAGUCCUUCAUCAUCACCUUGGGCUGCAACAGCGUCUUGCUUCAGUUCUCCUCCCCCACAGACUUUUCCUCUUUCUACAACAUCCUUAAGAACUGCCGGGGGCACAACUUGGAGCGCUCGGCAUUCAGUGAAAGGACGGAGGAGUCUUCUGCUGUUCAGUACUUCCAGUUCUAUGGCUACCUCUCCCAGCAGCAGAACAUGAUGCAGGAUUAUGUCCGGACCGGAACAUAUCAGCGAGCCAUCCUUCAGAACCAUACAGACUUCAAAGACAAAGUGGUGCUGGAUGUGGGAUGCGGCUCUGGGAUCCUCUCGUUUUUUGCUGCUCAGGCUGGAGCAAGGAAGGUUUACGCCGUGGAGGCCAGCACUAUGGCCCAGCAUGCCGAGGUUCUGGUGAACAGCAAUGGGUUAACAGACCGGGUGGUUGUGAUCCCGGGGAAAGUGGAGGAGGUGUCCCUGCCUGAACAAGUGGACAUCAUCAUCUCAGAGCCAAUGGGCUACAUGCUGUUCAACGAGAGGAUGCUUGAGAGCUACUUGCAUGCCAAGAAGUUCCUCAAACCCAAUGGUAACAUGUUUCCCACCAUUGGCGACGUCCACUUGGCCCCUUUCACAGACGAGCAGCUGUACAUGGAGCAGUUCACCAAGGCCAACUUCUGGUACCAGCCCUCCUUCCAUGGCGUAGACCUCUCAGCUCUGCGGGGCGCUGCUGUGGACGAGUAUUUCCGCCAACCCAUUGUGGAUACUUUUGAUAUUCGAAUCCUCAUGGCCAAAUCGGUGAAGUACACAGUCAAUUUCUUAGAAGCCAAAGAAGACGACUUGUACAGAAUAGAGAUUCCAUUCAAGUUCCACAUGGUGAACUCUGGGCUUGUGCAUGGACUGGCGUUUUGGUUUGAUGUGGCUUUCAUCGGCUCAGUCAUGACGGUGUGGCUCUCCACGGCUCCCACAGAGCCUCUCACCCACUGGUACCAGGUGCGCUGCCUGCUGCAGUCACCUCUGUUCGCCAAGGCUGGGGACACCAUGUCCGGCACCGCCCUGCUUAUUGCAAAUAAGAGGCAGAGUUAUGACAUUAGUAUUGUUGCCCAAGUUGACCAGACCGGCUCCAAAUCCAGCAAUCUUCUAGACCUGAAGAACCCCUUCUUCAGGUACACUGGCUCCACACCUGCUCCUCCUCCUGGCUCACACUACACUUCUCCUUCUGAGAACAUGUGGAACACUGGGGGGGCCUACAACAUGAGCCAAGGCAUGACCGUGUCAGGGAUGCCCACAGCCUAUGACCUCAGCGCUGUCAUCGGAAGUGGAUCUACAGCCUCUCACAACAGCCUUAUCCCACUCGUGAACACAGGGAUAGUAAACCACACCCACUCCAGAAUGGGAUCCAUUAUGAGCACAGGAAUUGUCCAGGGAGGUUCUGCGGGACAGCCAGCACCCAGCAGCAGUACUUACUAUCCUAUAAACAGCCAGUUCACUAUGGGCGGCCCAGCCAUUUCCAUGGCAUCUCCGAUGGCGAUUCCCAGCAACACUGUGCACUAUGGGAGCUAAAUCCGUCAACCUUGGGCAUUCAACCCAAUGCUCAACUGACCGCCACCGAAAGAAAACCAAAAUCAGAACUGCCGUUGGAUCGUCUCAUCUCUUUCCUUACAAUCAGGCACUCUCAUCUCACACCUCCGUCCCUGCUUUCCAAGUCUCCUGUCUGGACUGAUUCCCUCCACCUCCUGUUUUUAAUAGCUGUAGUCUGUAGUUUGCCCACAAAGUGGUGACAGUUUCCCAUCAAGGGGCUGAAAAGCCCAAAGAAACCAGCAUGGACAGCCUUGCAUAUACAAGGCUAUUCAGACAGAACUGUUCUAUUACACUGUUUUCAAAUGACUUUCCAUUCACGCACCUUGAAGCUUAUUCAGCUACCGGACACUGAACUUCGUUUCUCUUUGUGGCAAAUCAGGCACCCAUAUCUCAAUUUACUCCAUCCUUUCAAUCAUGUCACCACUGAUGGUGUUUGUGUUUGCGUAAGCAUUUUAAACUACCAUCCCUAGGCAUUGCUGAACUGAGCAAAUCCACUUGUCCUGUUCCUCCAGGGGAUUAUGGUUCAGAGACAAAGGAAGAGGAGACAGCUGUACAGUACCUCAGUCUAUUAACCUUUUAAGUCCGAUCAAGUUUCAUAUCACUUAGUUUCUCUGCCUGGCUGUAGAACCCAGACCGCUGAUUUUUUUGUCCUGUCAUCUGAGUGUUCAUUGUCUCCAUCACCUCCAAGCACAUGGGUGCCACCUCACUGGUUCUCUUGAGAAGACUGUUCUGACUCUACGUUCCCAGCUUCUUGUGCCACAUCCACACAUCUCUGUCGAAUGCUGUGCCAGCACAACCAAGACAGUGAUCUGGGCCAUCCGCAUCAUAUCUUCAUGGUCUAUUUGUUUGCAGCAGUAGGACCCAGCUGGACUGCAGUUGACAUGACCCAAAAAAGCUAAGAAGGGUAGGCUGCCAGUUGGUCAAUAGGAACUGCAGGCAUUGCAAUGGAACUUGGCUCACAUGAUUGGUUUGGACCGCCAGUUAGUUUACAUCCCUUGUCCACCUAACCUGAACCCUUUUACAUGUUUGGAGACUGUGAAACUGGUGGGUUUACCUUGGUGGCUGGAGGUGCGGUAGAGGUUCCUACACCUUUUCCCAUCCCGUUAAAUGACCUCCGUCCUGUCCCCAUCCCCCUUUUGGGUAGUAUUACUGCCCAAGACAUGGACUAAGACUUGAAAUUAUUGUGUGUGUUACUUCCAGUCUCAUUUUGCAUUUAAUUUCAAUUGGUCUAGCAAAGAGAAAUUGUCUGUAGCUGGUAGAGAACAUUUUCCUUUCAAAAAAUUAGGCAAUUAAAUGUUGGAGAUUGCUCUGGAACUUCACAUUUUUUUUCCUGCCUUUCCUUUCCUUUUCCAGCUGGUAAGUACCUUUAGCCACCUUGUGUUGCAUUCUACGCCAUAAGGAGUAUCGGAUGUAGACAUUACUCCGACAUUGUCAAAAAGCACAAGUCGUGGGCCAUUAGGGUUGUGCAAAACGUUACUAUUGGAACUCAUGGUGUUAAUGUUAAUGGAGCACAUUUUAUGUAAAGCUGCUUCCUGCCCCCAAGUUUGGAAUAAUCCCUAAAGCUGGAGUUACAUAAUGCAGAGUUGAGCUUUGGUUGCAAGCAACUAUGAUGUCACUUCAUGCAACAUGAAGCUGUUACAAAGAUCAGUUGAAUCACACUGAAAUCAUGUCCAGAAUUAUUUUGUAUGUGCUCUCAUUUGUCUUCAAACAGUUGUUGUGACUAGCCAGCUAGUGAAGUUUUAAUGUGAAAUAAAAAUUUGAGUUAUAAAUUCAUGGACCACGUGGGGGUAUGGCAUGUUACAUCAGCAGUUUACUAACCGAGCUGGCUGCUCGCUACUCUGCGAAUCAUUUUGAUAUCCAAAUGUUUAUUCUGACAUUGUAUUUUCAUCUGAAUUUAAAAUUAUGUAGCUAAAAUUGAGUUUUCAUGCAGCUCCUGUUAAAACUGACAGUUAUAAGUUUCUGUUCCUGCCAAAGAGCUCUUCAUUUGGGGAAAUGCUUUGACAUUCCAGACAUAGACAAAUGUGAUGAGAGUAAGCAGAUUGUGCAGCUAGUUAUCUAAAAUUUGGCAAAGUUGAGUUGGUAGUAAACAGGAGUUGAAAUGUGGGACUACUCAGUUGCAAAGCUCAAAGUUUCUACCCCCAUCUGCAGGCUCUAGCCCCACAAUUUAUUUUGUCCCCCCAGCCCUAAGAUUAAACCCCUUUGUUAUUAGACUUGCUGGGUUUAAUACAGUAAUGUAUGUUGCCCAUUGUUUUAUCUUAUUGGCCAAAUCAGCGGUCAGCAAUUUGAUCAAAUGCAUAGUUGUGCUCUAGUUAGCCAUGGACAAUAGCACAACAAAAUUC